Messenger RNA from Syngnathus acus (greater pipefish), 3593 nucleotides. Its product is annotated as thyroid hormone receptor alpha-B. The record is from RefSeq and is a predicted model, not a curated record. Gene Ontology annotation, biological process: cell differentiation; negative regulation of transcription by RNA polymerase II; thyroid hormone receptor signaling pathway. Lineage: Eukaryota; Metazoa; Chordata; Actinopteri; Syngnathiformes; Syngnathidae. The coding region runs from base 1036 to 2241 and encodes 401 amino acids. Gene Ontology annotation, molecular function: RNA polymerase II cis-regulatory region sequence-specific DNA binding; zinc ion binding; nuclear receptor activity. The transcript is spliced from 8 exons.
GUUUUCGUUCUCGUGCAAGUGUAAACAAGCUUGAGGUUUUCCUUCCCGCGAGGAUGUCCUGUCACGACGCGCUAAUAAGCAUUGUUAUGCGUCGCCUUCGCUGCGGAUUGUGUGACUGAUUACAUCAUGGCCGCUUUGUGCGCCAAGGGGGCUUGAAUAUCCAGUCGGGCCGUGAGCGGCGUUCGCUCCAGCCGAGCGACUGUCAGCCGUGAAUAAAUGUGGCGUAAUUAAACGGGAAAGAGGAUCUGGACAUGGUCCCUGGGUGAAAAUCCUUCUUCUCAGUGUGAUGUGAUAGCAAUUACCUGGUCAAAGAAGCAAUUUUGACCUCCGCUGCCAGUGGCCAUUUUCUUUAUCGACUCACUUAAAGCAAUUUAGGAGUAAAUAUUCUGCCACUCCGCUUUGGGAAAAUAGCUUCUAGAAAUGAAAUGAAGACUUUGAGAAAAUUGGGAGAAGAUUUGUCCUUACGUGGGUAUUGAAACUGUGCUGUUGCGUGACAUCUGUGCCAUAGAAAAUGCGUACAGUAAUUGGUUGACAAGGGCGGCAUUAUACUUUGAAUGUCACGCACCCCUCCCAGCAUCAGUGACGGUCACAUGUCUCGGGGUCAUGAUCGUGUUGAUUUCUUUUACUUAGCCGGCUUUUCAAAACAUCCACAAAACUGCAUGAUCGAUCGCUCUCAGGCUUUUUUAAAUAAUCAAUACUCUGUUCCUCUCUUGUACUUUUCCCCCCCAAUCACAUGAAAGCUAUAAAUCUAUAUAUGGUCUGCAUAUUUUGCAAAUUUCCACCCAUUAUAGCUAGAUCUGGAAAGUUCCCUCUCAUCGAAUGUAGUCACUCCUCGGGUCAGGUGGAAAAGGUCGAGCGCAAGCCAAUCAGGAGCCGGCGGUGGCGGAGCUUAGUAGGAAGCUGCGCAGGGGUGCAUUUUGAUGAGCAAGUUAAACUUAGACCAGACAGCGCUAAGGUUGCACGGCGGAAAUAAUCCGCCGCUCCACUCAGACAUCGGAUGGAUUUGUUUAUUUUGGUUUUUGGAUUUUUUUUGACAUGCACAUUUUAUCACUUUGCUGUGUCACCAGGUGGCUCAAUGGCCCGAAGAGGAAGAGGAAGAACAGUCAAUGUUCGGUUAAGAGUAUGACGGGGUACAUCCCCAGCUACCUGGAGAAGGAUGAGCCAUGCGUGGUGUGCGCCGACAAAGCCACAGGCUACCACUACCGCUGCAUUACCUGCGAGGGCUGCAAGGGUUUCUUCCGCAGAACCAUCCAGAAGAACUUGCACCCCGCCUACUCGUGCAAGUAUGAAGGCUGCUGCAUCAUCGACAAGAUCACUCGCAACCAGUGUCAGCUGUGUCGCUUCAAGAAGUGCAUCGCUGUGGGCAUGGCCAUGGACCUGGUGCUGGACGACUCCAAGAGGGUGGCCAAGCGGCGUCUGAUCGAGGAAAACCGGGAGCGCCGCAAGAAGGAGGAGAUGGUCAAGACGCUGCAGAACCGGCCCGAGCCCAGCGGCUCCGAGUGGGAGCUGAUCCACAUGGUGACCGAGGCCCACCGGCACACCAACGCUCAGGGCGCCCAGUGGAAGCAGAAGCGCAAAUUCCUGCCGGACAAAAUCGGCCAGUCGCCGGUGGCGCCCACGUCGGACGGCGACAAGGUGGACCUGGAGGCCUUCGGCGAGUUCACCAAGAUCAUCACCCCCGCCAUCACGCGAGUGGUGGACUUUGCCAAAAAACUGCACAUGUUCUCCGAGCUGCCCUGCGAGGACCAGAUCAUCCUGCUGAAGGGCUGCUGCAUGGAGAUCAUGUCGCUGCGGGCGGCCAUGCGCUACGACCCCGAGAGCGAGACGCUGACGCUGAGCGGCGAGAUGGCGGUCAAGCGCGAGCAGCUCAAGAACGGCGGGCUGGGCGUGGUGUCGGACGCCAUCUUCGACCUGGGCAAGAGUCUGGCGCAGUUCAACCUGGACGACAGCGAGGUGGCGCUGCUGCAGGCCGUCCUGCUCAUGAGCUCAGACCGCUCAGGCCUGACGUGCGUGGACAAGAUCGACAAGUGCCAGGAGACCUACCUGCUGGCCUUCGAGCACUACAUCAACUACCGCAAGCACAACAUUCCUCACUUCUGGCCAAAGCUGCUGAUGAAGGUGACCGACCUGCGCAUGAUCGGCGCCUGCCACGCCAGCCGCUUCCUGCACAUGAAGGUGGAGUGUCCCAACGAGCUCUUCCCGCCGCUUUUCCUGGAGGUCUUCGAGGACCAGGAGGUGUGACGGAAACGUUGAGCCCCAGGGGGGAGAAAGAAAAAAAAAAAGCUUUCUGAACUGGAAAAAGGAAGUGGAGCAAAAGAGGAAAUCCAGCGGUGGCGCUGGCCCUUCUGUCUGAGCAUGCUGUCUGGAUUGACGCCAACACACAAACACACCACCCGCGGGAACGCCGGCCGUGGCUCCUCACAGUAUUACGCUCAUAGUUCUCCGUUGCGUCCUCACCGGACGCCAAGUCCUCAAUUCCUCCAGUCAAUCUGAGCCGUUACAGUCCAUCCCAAGCGACACGGGUGCUAACCUUCUUCAGACUACUCCCUUUUUUGUUGUUGUUGUUGUUUGUUGAUCAUGGCUCCAUAUCGAACUUUUUGUUUUUUUUGUAAUCGGACCGGCGCCUGUGACACACGCAAACACACGCAUAGCCUCACCUCAGAGUAACGUGAAUGCCUCAUUGGCUGCCUUGCAAGGUGGCUGUUUUUGAUUUUCUUUUUUUCUUUCUUCUGUUGGGGCCCUCACCUGCGGGGCCUUUACUGAGUCCUCCUCUAGACUUCCAUACACAUUUGCCUUUUUGUUUCUAUUUCUUUUUUUUUUCUUCUUCAUAAACACAAACGUUAAGCGCAGGCAAAACACGCCAAGAACAUGGCGAGCAUUUACCUCAGAAGUGGACUCAUACCCCCACUGGUUCUGGGCACUACCUCACCUCAAUAUACAUACACACACCUCAGUGAUAUCGGUUGCAAAGAAAUGCCACUGAAGAAGACGAGAGGGCCCGCCAUCUUACUGGAAGACGGAGACAUUUGGAUUUUUUUUUUUUUCUACAACCCCCGGAGAAAAUGCGGGACCAAGAGUUGUCUCUUUGAGAUUUUGAAUCCACAUGGAACACACACGUAUACACACACAUCCAAGAAGCAGUCUUAAAGGAGAGCUUGGACGCCACACAGAAGAGCGUGAACCAGGGAGUGUCUGUUCCAAUCGGGAAGCUACAAAACGUCCAACUUGUGACUCGGACGCUGGGAAACGAACAGGAGCGCCGCCACCCCAAGUACCCCCCCAUCACCACAGACUCCAUCCUCCCCCCCCACCGACCCCACUCAGGCUGUUGCGUUGUUGUUUUUGCACUACUCACAACUGGUGCAAGUAAAAAAAAAACAAAGAGCGGCCUCUGUGCGACGGAGGCGGCGGGCUCAGCCCAAGACUCGCAACUGUCAGUAUUAGCGACCAGGUCCAUCCACCGAACGAGGGUGAGGAGGGGGCGCCACGCCACCUUUUGUGGAGCUGGGAAGGAGGGACCCUCCUUGUGAGACAAGGCAGUUAUGAGGGUCCGUUCCGACGCCCUCAAUGUUGGGAUUUAAAAAAAAAAAAAA